Messenger RNA from Monascus purpureus, 1059 nucleotides. Lineage: Eukaryota; Fungi; Ascomycota; Eurotiomycetes; Eurotiales; Aspergillaceae. The record is from the annotation of a GenBank genome assembly.
CAGUCGUCUUCUACUCCCAGUUUAUCCCCAGCUCCAUCAUCCGGCUUUCCUCUCUCUCCAUCACUUAUUCCCUGCGCUUGCUCCCUUUAUUGUAUUUUCUGGUAUUUCCUUCAGGGCACACACGCAAGCAUGUCCGGAAGCGCAGGCUACGAUAGACAUAUCACAGUCUUCUCUGAUCAGGGUCGUCUGUAUCAAGUCGAAUAUGCAUUCAAGGCUAUUACAUCCGCAAACAUUACCUCCGUCGGAGUGAGGGGGAAGAACUGCGCCGUGGUAUUGACUCAGAAGAAAGUCGCGGAUAAACUAAUUGAUCCGUCCUCCGUUACACAUGUCUUCAAAAUCUCUCCCUCAGUCGGAUGUGUCAUGACAGGUUCCAUUGCAGAUGCUAGGGCAUCCGUGGACCGCGCUCGCGGAGAGGCCGCUGAGUUCCGGUAUAAAUUCGGUUAUGAAAUGCCUGCUGAUGUGCUUGCGAAGCGACUGUCCAAUAUCAACCAAGUUUAUACUCAAAGAGCUUACAUGAGACCUCUCGGAGUGGACAUCACACUCGUCUCAGUUGAUUCUGAAAAGGGGCCGCAGCUCUUCAAGUGCGAUCCCGCUGGAUACUACGCCGGGUACAAGGCGACGGCAUCCGGGCCGAAGCAGCAGGAGGCUCUCAACUACUUUGAGAAGAAGUUGAAGAACAAGGAUUACGCGGAUGGUAGCUGGGAGGAUGUUGUCGAGCUGGCCAUUACGGCGUUGAGUAAUGUGCUGAGCGUUGAUUUCAAGAAGCAUGAACUGGAGGUUGGAAUUGCCGGUGGACCCCAUCGUGAUGGGAAGGAAGGGACCGACCCGGAAUUCCGAGCAUUGACGGAGGACGAAAUUGACGAGCGGCUGCAGGCUAUCAGCGAAAAGGAUUGAUUGAUUGAUGGUAGGUAGAGAAGGAGUAGAAACAGACAGAAGGGGAGUUUAAACUAUAUGAAUGCCAGAUGUCUAGUGUUUUGAACUUGGGUUCCGGGAAGUGGCUCCACGGCUCCAUACUGUAAGAUAUGCCAAAUGCAAUGACCUGAGGAGUUGAGUUCUGGA